Molecule: messenger RNA, 2018 nt
Organism: Theobroma cacao (cacao)
Lineage: Eukaryota; Viridiplantae; Streptophyta; Magnoliopsida; Malvales; Malvaceae
Source: RefSeq, a predicted model, not a curated record
UUAGCCUUACUGUAGAAUUGUCUUCACCAACCCUCGUCAACUCUCCACGUUCCCAAAUCCCAAUGCUUCUCCACGCCCAAGGAGAUGCGCCAACCUAGAGAUGCUUUGCUCCUAACCCCACAAGGUUCUGAGACUAUAAAUAGAACUCUUUUUCUCGGGAGGCACUAACACUCGCUUCUGUCUGUAGCAAAUAGCUCAAGUAGGCUUCUUCUGUCAUCUCACUUCCCUAAAACCAAGUCUUAAGAUCAUGGGUUCCGGACCAAACCGCGAGUGUGAGAGCAAAGAUUCCUCUGGCGAGAAAUCGAGAGUUUAUAGUGAUAGAAAUCCUGUUUAUAUUACUUCUGAUAAUGGAAACCGCGAUGAGCUAAAUCAACUUAAUACGCAGCAUCCCAUCAGUUGCAAUGUCUCGUUGAAUCCUAAAGAAAUUGAUGACGCUCAAUAUACUUCCUCUAAAUUUAUAGAGGGAAAAGGUAGAUGUUUUAUCAUCAAUCAAAAAGAUAUCAUUCCAUAUCAAGGGCUUCGCAUGCACCCAGUGGAUUCUAAAAAUAUCCCUACUUCUUUCAUCCCUUGUGAAGACAUAAAAGAAGCAAAGAAGUUGUAUGAUUGCUUGAGUUCUUGCAAUGAUACAAUGGUAGUCCAGUGCUAUGAUAUAAUUUGUUAUGAAGAUAAGGAAUGGUUGGUUGUCGUUGAGCCUGUUGAAACUCUUAAAUCUCUCUUUCGAAGGAUUAUGGAGGAUCGGAUACGUACGUCUCGUACAGGAAUCCCAGCUACCGAUAAAGCCAGAUGGUGGAAUCACAUAAAAGAUUUAUUUACUAAUAUAUUCCGAAAUGUUAUAAGUGCUUGUUGUACUGUCAUUUGUGAAGAGAAGUUCAUGAACCAAGGGCCCGUUUACUUUAACAAUUUAGAAAAAUGUUUAAUGAUUUCUGUUGCUGAUAAAUGUGUGAAGCUUUUACCAGAUUGGGGUGCAAAAAAGGGUAGAGGUAUUAAUAUUGACAAGCUGCAACAACUUAUGUCAAGUAUAAUUGGGCUUCCCUUUGAGUUGAAUGAUGUUGCAGCAGAUGGUGAUUUCAAAUUGCCCAAUGAGCUAGUCUCUUUUCUUCAUAAUCUGCCAACGAUAACUUGAAAUAUGUGGGUUUGAAGUUUCUACUUGAUGCUCCAUACUUUUGGAGUGGCAACAAGAGGUACAGAUUUAUUGAAAAUCUGUAUGACCUCAUGAAGAGAGAUGUGAUUCAAAGGAAGCUUCUCAAUGACAAAUUGAAAUGUAGGCAUGACGAAGCUAGAUGGGUAAAAAAUAUUGCACAAUAUGCGGUGCUUUGGGGGAUAUAUAAAUAUGCUGGAUCAUCAGGUGUAGCUCCUGCAAAGUAUGAAUUGGAUAUCGAUGUUGUACGGUUUUCGUCCAAUGUUUACCGCCAUUAUAAUGAUGAGCAAUAUAAAAAGCUGUGAACUAAGGCUUUAGAAAGAGUUAAAAUUGAGGAUGAGUUGAGAGCUGCUAUCCCAAAUUUGUAUGUCAACCUUUCUGAAGCCCUUUUGUUGUAUGCAAAAUCCAAUCGUGGCAAGCGAGAAGCAAUUUUUGAGAAAGCAUUAAGUUCGGAAUAUUUGUAAAUUUUCUGCUUGGAAUGGUUUACAGAAUGCAGUGUAUGGAAGGAUGCAGAGUACUUGGCUCUUCUUCAUAGUGUAGGCAGUUUUGUAAGAAGGAAAUUGUUCAUGUAGAAUUCCUUGCCUACUAUGGAACAGCUAAAAUGGAGAUUAUGGUCCUUCGGAAACAACCUAGGAGUUUGAUAAUAUAUUUGCUAGUUGAUGCAGACAUUUUUCUUUCCUGCAUGCUUUGUGUUACGAUUGUAUAGUAACCAUUCAAGUUUGACUUAACAGUUGUUACUCGUGUCGGAAAAGUGUACCAAAAAAUAAAUGUAUAGUUCCGGCUGUAAAUCAAUAAACAGAGGCUUGGAAAUUGUGUUGUAAGUAUUGUAAUAAUCUUUUUCCAGCAUGAUGGUAUAUAGUUAUAGGCAAGCAGAUUCUGA